AGUUGCUGGUGUAACAAGAUGACUCCCUGUAGUACAGGAGUCGAUGUAAAAGAGAGAGCCGACGCCUGGUCGCUUGUGUAAGAGGUAGAUGUGAAGCAUCACGUGUGCUGAAAACAAGAUGUCGAUCGCAAAUCGGUUGCAGUCCAUUCACCGAGGUGUGACUGCCGAUAGUCAUGCUUGCAGUGAUAUCCAUGAGGACCAGCUACUUAGCUCUCACGUUUUGUCUCGACACUAGUGGCUCACCUGGGCGCGUCGCUUCGCUUGUGGCUGCGAACAGCCAGAUAAUUUUCCAAAUGUUGCAUGCUAAAAGAAACGCUUUUUAUACGCGAGCAGUAAAUCAUUCUGCACUUACGCAAAACGUGAGAAGUAUGUGCUGCCUGUUUUCCUAGAGCAUAAGGCAAAAGCUGCUCGGAAUAUUGCCAGAGCUCGCGGCCACCGUGGAUGCUCGACUUGCAGCUAAAACAUGUAGUGGGAACACAGCGCUAGGGUCUUCGAUCGGCGUUGCGCCGCCGCCACCACGAUACUCAGCGACUAGUGCAGCAUGGAAGCAAGAUCAUCAUUCACUAGGGCGAGAAAAAGAAGCAACGCCUGUGACCGGACUACACGGCAGGAGCAAAAACCGCUCCUCUCACGAAGAUCUUUCCUGGCAGAUCGAUCUUGCGCUCUGCUUGUCGGCGCUAGCGAAGACCGGUGCGGCAGCUUCCAGCCCCAAAGCGAGGAGUCUCUGGCGAGGAGCUCAUGCAUUCUGCGCGAAAUUUGCACCGCUUUGCGCCACACGACAGCUUGCGCUACUGUGUCACGCGUUCGCCAGCGCACAGGAGAAGUGCCCAAGACUUUUUGUGUCGUGUGCUCACGACAAGAAUAGAGAGAACAGCUACGCGGAUGUGCAAGAUGGGACAAUGACUGCGCCCUCGUUUUUUGCCGUUGCGGCAGCGGAGAUGGAAUUCAGGGCGGAUCUAAACGACAUCGACUUUGCGACGCUGCUCAACGCCUGUUCAAAAGCUCGCGCCACAGACACUGACCCCGCGGUAGCGCAGACCCUCGCCCGGUUGGUGCAGCACCGCAAACCUCCCACUCUGGCCCGCGCUCUUGCGAACGCGUGCCACGCCAUCGUGCGCCUCGAACUUCCGAACCAGCACCGAAUAUUGGAUAAAGACUAUGCAGACCGCAUUUUGAGUCAGGCCCCGAGCUUCAGUCCGCAAGAGCAGGCAAACCUUUUGUUUGCGCUCGGUACGGUGGGCGCGCUCCCAAAGGCGGCAGCCAACGCGGAAGCAAAUAGUCCAGGAGUCAUCAGUCCCCGUGGUGCGAACAAUGAGGUACUUCUACGUCGUAACAACAUUUUUUCCAGCUUCGUUGUCACUUCCGAUGCAGGUCAUACUGGUGACGCAGCUGCGGAGCAAACGCUUCCGCCUGUUUUGGGAAACGUGACCACGCGGGGUGGCGAGUGCGGGACCAGCAGAAGUCGGCCAGCACCGACCCCUUCGUCGGACAAGCGAGUGGAAAAGAUGCGACAGGCGCUAUGCUUGGGCCCUGACGCCUGCGAGCCCGGUCGGCUGGCGACUGCCGUCAGGUUAAUGGACUACCUUUGUUAUCAUGCGCACUUGUGUCGUCGAACUUCGCAGAUCACGGGAAAGAGAAGCUUUUUCACUGAUGCACGGAUCGAAAUUUUUCAUUGGGUUGGAACCGAGUUUAGUAUCGAACGCAUCCACGCAUGUCAAGGACUUCGGAUGCGCACGCUUGCAGGAUAUCAAUUUCCGAUUUUUUGUUUUUCCGCGACAGCAAUAGAAUAAAGCGGAAUCGGAAUGAUUCUUACUACAUGGCACAGUAUCUUCACGCAUUUUUGAAGGCACAGAUGUGGCAAGUUUGCAUUGCUCCAGGCGGCCCACUCGACAUCUUCACAUUUGCACCAGUGCAUAGACGCAAAACUCCGCUGCAGCUCUCGGAUAUGAAGCCCUUGGAGCUUGUGCAGGUGCUGUGUGCCUGCUCCAAGGUGAUUCUGUACCUACCAGAGGUGCACAGCAUUCUGUUUGCGUUGUUCCAGAAAGCCGUAUCACCUGCAAAGAAUUCCCGUGUCAAUCUGGUGAAACAUUUAAAUGGAUUUGUGACCCAGUCUGUAGUACGUGAAGACCUAAAAUGCAGCAUACACAGAGUACUACAAAGUGCUGUCCUUUUUGCAGAUACAUGUUUAUUUGUAGAGGUUUUUGAAUGAGUGUAGAUUCGUCCGUGAAAAAUCUUGCCGUGGCUGUGCAAUCAAAAGGCAUCAUCUUUUUUAGAGCCCACUUUUAAUGUUCCAGGACCAGCUCGAUACGAGUAAUGUGCCCGGCUGAUAGAGCGAGGUGGUUAUUGUGAGGAAAAAUCCCCCUCCCCAUACUACCAGAACGGGAUACUUCUCAAAAUUUGUGAUGCUGAUUUGAGGUCACAAACCGUCUCUGUAUUGCAAGAAGACAAAUAAAAAACCCCGCCGCGUUCUGCAGGCAAUUUGUAAUGCUGUCUGGCCUACAGAGAAUGUCCCUACCUUGCUGAGGGCCUACGCCAAAACAUCCUUAGUCCAGCUUUGCAUCUGUCUGCAGUCCUCUACUGCAAGACAAAUCCGAUUUGUGUACACAAAUCCCGCGUCACAGAUUUCCAUUUCGAUAUGGGGUGGGGGGAUUUUUCCUUUUGAUAGUGGUGCGGAAACUGACCGGGAUGGAGCUCGCGAUCGUGGCAAACGCGUUGACCCUAUCAAAUGCAAAAAUGUCUGGGUCUGGAAAAGUGUAAAUUUGUCAUGCAGAUUUUCCAUGAGCCUGAGCCAUGAGGUCUGGAAUGCGGGACUUAGCAUGAAAGACCCUGCGAGGUCUCUGCAAUGCCUAUCCUGCGUGACAAACUCCCUUCCAUCUUGGUCAAAAGUGGACAGCUUUUGGCACUCACGCAAUACAGAUUUUUGCAUGCUUCAGAUUGACCAUGACAAGUUGCCACCUUCCAGACCCAGACACUUUUGCACUUGAUAGACCCGGUGGCCCAGCUCCAGUAA
This is a messenger RNA of Amoebophrya sp. A120, 3010 nucleotides long. The record is from the annotation of a GenBank genome assembly. NCBI's taxonomy places the organism in Eukaryota, Dinophyceae, Syndiniales, Amoebophryaceae.